CCAUCCCGGGGCGGCCUGGCCCCAUCUGCAGGCUGCUGCUGGAAAUGCAGCGAAGAAUGUUUAAUUGGAUGCAGCCACACUCCUGAGUUGUGGGAGCUUUUCUACGCAGUAUUAUUAGGGCCUGGUGUACUUGACCUGAAUCUGGCACUGAAAAUAAUCUGUGGUAAAUCUGACAUCUUCCAGCUGCACUGACCAGUUUUCUAAGCACAAAUAAUUGACUUUGCUGAAGGAAUAGAGUUGUCUUGGUCUUCUACUAUAAGAUACUGCAGCUGUGUGUAUCCUGAACCCUAUGAGCCAAAUCUGUACUCACAUUGCCGCAACUCACUUGAUGUCAGUGGAGUUGCAAUGGGUUUGAAUAUGGACAGAAUUUGACACAUUGCAACUUCAGCCCUACUAAAGUCCUUUGAAUGGAGUAAUUCUGCUGGCUGAACAUAUUGUAGAACCAUUACAAAGGGGAAUGGUCGAUGCUAUAACAAGUGGCACAGCAACCAUACAAGUGAAAGACAAUUCUUGAACAAAGAAAUUAACCAAUGGCUCUUAAGGAAGAGUACCAACCAAGGACCAAGCAAAUAUUUCACCAUCUACCUACAGUGUCAGAGAUGCCACACAGAGAACCCCUCCUCCACAUCUCUCCUACAGUGGAUAAUAACAUCAUAGGUGUUGGGCAGGAUGGACUGGUUUCCAUCUGGACCAGAAACUUAAAAUUGAAGAAAAGUCGGCUUAUACUUGAUGAAAACAAAGUAUUAAACAGAAAACUGAAAUGGAUUUCAGAUUCAACUUUAAUGCCUCAGUACAAUAAGCUGAUUAUUGGAACCUGUGACAGAGAGAUACGUCUAUAUGAACUUUCCAACUUUGAACCAUACUGUCAAAUCAUUGGCCUUGAAACAAUGCCUCUACACCUAGAUUACAGUGUUCGAGAGGAAGAUGAAUGCAUAAUAUUGUACGGUGAUGAACAGGGCUGUGUUAACAUCAUCUUGAUCUCUUCUGUGGGAGAAACACUGAGGAAUUGGACAAAGUGUCCAGCUGUGGAGGAAAUCCCCAGUGUUUCCAUGGAGAACAUUAAUGACAGUAGAAAUAUCACCUUCAUUCGCUGGAAGGUUCAUAAUGAUUGGGUGACCAAGAUCAAAUACAUUCAUUCUAUAGAAUCCAUUAUAUCCAGUUCAAAUGAUGAUUAUACUGCACUAGUUAUAGGCUGUGUCAAUGAAACUAAAGACGUGCAGCAUCGUUUGAGGAUUCUGAUGGACUCCAGCAGCAUUCCAACCAAGUGCUGUCUGCCAGGUGGGGCUUCCCCUCCAAGGCGCUUUAACUGUGAUGAAUCCCAAUUCAAAGUGCACAGAGGGGUCAAGGCCUUUGACUUCUGUAAAGAAAGUAACAUUCUUGUGACUGGCGGUUUGGACCGGAAUAUUCGUCUAUGGAAUCCUUAUGUUCCUGGAUGGGCUAUUGGCUUACUGCGUGGACAUACUUCCCCAAUUGGCUUCCUGUGUAUAGCUGAUGGCAACACAAAGCUCUUCUCAGUCUCCAUGGACAGCACUGUUAUGGUGUGGGACAUUGAAGACCAGUCCUGCCUCCUCACUGUGAUUCCCAAAGCCAGUCAGAUCAGAGGAGAGAUGGCAGUUUGUUACUUCUCAAAUGAACUGAGAGCUCUCUACCUUGCCGCAGAUUGCCUUGUUCUCCUACACUUCCAGCGGAAGGAAGACCGGCUAAGUAAUUCUUGUGUGUCCCAUAAUGAACCAAUCCUCUGCUGCCAGUAUAAUAAGCCAUUCCAGCAGGUGGUUAGUUGCUCGGAAGGAUCUGCUAUAAAAGUGUGGGAUCUUCAAAAUGGACAACUGGUUACUGAAGUCUAUGAAGCUCAUGGAGAUGCUGCUGUGACCUGCAUGGCCCUAGACACCAGUGGCAAGAGAUUGAUCACUGGUGGCAGAGAUGGAAGCCUGAAAAAAUGGGAUUGUAGCACCAUUCGUUAUAUCCAUACCCUUAAGCAAGCAGGCACUUCAAGUGAUGAAGUCACCGCCUGCACAUAUGCUGAUAUUUACAGCAACAGGUACAUCAUAUCUGUUGGUUGGGACCGGAAGAUCAAUAUUUUCCCUGAUCUUCAUAGUGAAGCAUCUGAAGGGCCAUGCCCACAAGUGGAUUGGAUUGACAGUGUGGAAAACGGUCACAAAGACGAUGUAUUGUGUGUGUCCUUCUGCCCUCCGAAUCUCGUGGCCUCUUCCAGUUAUGAUGGUGAAAUUCUCAUAUGGAAUCUCAUCUCAGGACAUGUUUGUAGCCGCCUCAGUGCUGUAAGCCGGGCAGUAAUGGAGGAUGGGACAGAGGAUUUAAUCAUCAACAAAGUCACAUUUCUCCAGUCAAGGUCAGAAAGGAAGACAACAGCAGCUUCUUUAGUGUCAAGUGGACCCCGAGGUUAUAUUACAUUUUGGAAUAUAUUUGGAGGAGGGAAGCUAUUUGCUUAUUUCAUUGGAUCCAAGGACAGGUCUAUAAUCAGUGACAUGGCUGUCAGUGAUGAUGACUGCCUCCUGUGUGCAGCUGACCACAUAGGUUACAUCUAUAUUUGGAACAUCACAAAAUAUGCCCUUCAGGGACCAGAGGAGGAACCACCAGCUUUGCUUCUAAGUUGGAGAGCUCAUAGCUGCAGUGUUACAAGUGUUGCCUGGGUGAGUGAACACCAGCUGCUUCUCACCUCAUCUGUGGACUGCACAGUGAAGCUGUGGAGCCUAGAAGGGGAAUAUAUAGGUACAUUUGGUCAAAAAGAUCUGUGGAACAUCAAGGAUAAAAUGUCCUGGCAGAGAGGGCCUAAUCCAGACAGCCACACUACUCCAGCUGCGUCUGCUAGGCAAGUGUCGGCAAUAAAACCAAGCUGUGCCACAGGAAGGGAAGAUGAGGCAAACAGUGCAGAGACCGUUACCACCAUAAACCUAGAAAAGACUGAGGGAGAGCACAGUCUGUCAAGACCAUAUAAACUAUUGAAUCCUACAAAAGACAUCUUUCCUCUGAAAGAACUGCAGUCAUACUACACAGUCUGGGGUACAGUCUUCCCUGUGUUUGUUGUUCAUUAAUAUACUGAUGGAAUGUAAGCACUUGCAAUGAAGAAAGGGCUGAAAAAGCCAGACAUUUGUUUACAUCUUUGCUUAGUCAGUCCACAGCAGUAACCAGCUUAAAACAGAAUAAAGAAACCAAACAACUUACGUUUGGAAUGUGUGAUUGAAAACAAUGGGACUAGGUGGUAAAAUGGUUUAAUGUAUUAUUUGGAGCUGGGCUUGAUCCCAAGCUGGUAACAUUUUAUGGUCUCAUCUCAGUCCCUCAUAGGGAUGUUGUGAAAGUUCUUCUAGAAAGUGCUAUACUACCUGCACUUCCCUGAGUGCCAACUCUAUACAACAACACUGCAUAGUCACUGGCCUAUCUAAUCAUGUCAGAAUUCAUCUUAGGGAAAGGAUUCACCAAAGAUUGAUUCAAAACAUAUUACUCCUGUUUCAAAUUAAACUGGUUCCUAGGUUAGUGUAAGAUUAGAAUUUUUCCCCACUAGUCUGUUAGCUCAACAAGACAAUGUGUGAAAGCAAGUUAUGACUGCCCAUUUCAAGUCUUCCUCAUUAUGACUAGUGAUGCCAUUUUCUUAAAUUAUAAAAUCUCCACCUGAUAUUGGACAAGGCUGUAGAUUUUUACUAUAAUAAACUGAGAUCAUAUGUAAAUUUAAGUCAAAUAUAUAUUUGAAAUAAACCUUGGUUUCUCAACACUUCUGCAUCUGCUUGCAUUUGGCAGGAAUGAUUCAGCUCCUACACAUAUGUUAAACAGGCACUGAGUAUACACACCAACAUCCCUCUUCAUAAGGAUCAUUUGCCAAUUAUAGUAUAAAUAGUCCCUUCUGCUUUCACUUCAAAUUUUCAGUAAUGUAAAGGAUUUAAAUAUGCUAAAAGCCAGUUUAUGAAGCAUUAUUAGGGUUUUGGGUUUUUUUUAAACUUUCUCCUGUAAUGGUGUACAAGAUGUGCUGCUUGAGAAAACAUGUAUUGGUUUUAAUUGAUAGGAAAUCUAGCCAAUAAAACCAGACAUGAGUGCAAAUAAAAUCGGAUGUUUCUUUUGAAAGUGUAAGAUAGAAUUUGCAAGGACUAACUUUGCAUACUACUGUAACUCUGUCUACCAUGAGCACAGGUACAUUUGGUGCAAGUGUAAGAAGAGGCCAACCAAGAUUAUUAUUUAAACAAAUGACAAA
This is a messenger RNA of Mauremys reevesii (Reeves's turtle), 4198 nucleotides long. Its product is annotated as WD repeat-containing protein 64-like. The transcript is spliced from 29 exons. The record is from RefSeq and is a predicted model, not a curated record. Bases 531 to 3050 code for a protein of 839 amino acids. NCBI's taxonomy places the organism in Eukaryota, Metazoa, Chordata, Testudines, Geoemydidae. Gene Ontology annotation, molecular function: protein binding.